Ornithorhynchus anatinus (platypus) is the source of this 1136-nucleotide messenger RNA. RefSeq names its product histone acetyltransferase p300-like. The record is from RefSeq and is a predicted model, not a curated record. Gene Ontology annotation, cellular component: nucleus; histone acetyltransferase complex. The transcript is spliced from 2 exons. NCBI's taxonomy places the organism in Eukaryota, Metazoa, Chordata, Mammalia, Monotremata, Ornithorhynchidae. Gene Ontology annotation, molecular function: histone acetyltransferase activity; transcription coactivator activity. Gene Ontology annotation, biological process: regulation of DNA-templated transcription. Bases 120 to 821 code for a protein of 233 amino acids.
GCAGAAUUAGGAAGAAGCUCCGUCACUUCACUUCCCUCCCCGCCCGGCCUGCCUGCCUGCCUGCCUCCCUCCUUUCCCCAGCCCCGAUCCUCAGCUUGGAAAACAAGGGCCCAGCAGCAAUGGCCACAGCCGGGCUCACGGACAAGUUGGAGGAGGAAGCCAAAUGUCCCAUCUGCCUGGACUUCCUGUCCGACCCGGUGACCGUCGACUGCGGGCACAACUUCUGCCGCCGCUGCAUCACCUGGCACUGCCACACGAAGGGCGGGGACCACAGGGCCAAGCUGUGCCCCCUCUGCCGGACCCCGUACCGCAAGGAGAACUUCAGAGCCAACAAGCAGCUGGGGAGCCUGGUGGAGAGGGUCCGGGAGCUGUGCCAGCCCCCCAGAGUAGGAGAGGAAAGGCGUCAGCCCGUGACCAAGGCCGCCCAGCAGGGGCCGGGGCAGGUGCCCGGUGUGGCCGUGCCCGGCGUGGUUCGGCCGAAGCAAGGCUCUCUGCCCCGGGCGGCCUUACAGAACCUCUUACGGACUCUCAGGUCCCCCAGCUCUCCCCUGCAGCAGCAACAGGUGCUUAACAUCCUUCGUUCCAACCCCCAGCUGCUCACUGCUUUCAUCAGUCAGCGAGCCGCUAAGUACGCGGGGACCCAGAACCCACCGGGCCCGCCCGGGCAGCCUGGCAUGCCACAGGGGCAGCCGGGCCUGCAGCUGCAACCCACCUUGCAGGGGCAGCAGGGGCAGCAGGGGAUGGUGCAUCCUAAUCCGGUCACGCAAAACAUGCCACCUCUGCAAGCCCGAGCUGCCGCGCUGGGAGGAGAGUCUAUUUAGGUGCGGGAGUAGGGCCGAGGGGGUGACGGUGAGCGGAUUAGGGGACGGAGUCAGGCGUUAAGGCCUCUCCGCCUAAGGAUGUGCUGUCCUGUUUAUUAGGUCAGCAGGAUGGCCUACCUAGGGGAAAGAGCCUGGGUGCUGGAGCACUUGGGUUCUAAUCCCCGCUCCACCAUAUAGCUACUGUCUGGCCUUGGGCGAAUCCCUUCACUUCUCUGGGCCUCAGUUCUCCAUCUUUAAAAUGGGAAUUAAAUGCCUGUUCUCUCUCCCCCUAGAAACCGAAAGCCCAGUGUGGGCCAGGGACCUUAUCCAACCUGA